UUCAGUCAUAACAACCAUCUUGAACCAUGAACAAGGAGAAACGUACCAAAAAAUCCACUCCUGGUGAUGUCAUAGCUGCAGAAAGGAAAGAAUUUGAAUGUGAGAUAUGUGGAAAAAAAUACAGUAGCAAGAGCAGCAAAAAACAGCACUGGAAAAAACAUUGGGAGAAGAAGCAGUACAAAUGCCCAUUAUGUGAAAAAUGCUUCAUAUUCAAGUGUUACAUGGAGAAUCAUUUGAUUUCUCAUUCAGACGAAAAGCUCCAUCAAUGUAAAAUAUGUAAAAAGCAGUUUUCCAGAGCAAGUGGCGUAAAAACCCAUCUUCGACGUAUUCAUUCUGAAAACAGAACUUAUUAUCCAUGUGAUAUAUGCGGGAAAAAAUUCACCUCUAAAACCCAUCUAGAAGAACACAUGAUGAUACAUAUUGGUGUUAAAAUGCAUGUAUGUGAAGUAUGCGAUAAGAAAUUCACUCACUCUGGAAGCUUGACGCAACAUUUGAGAACCCAUACAAAAGAAAAGCCAUAUGCUUGUGAAACAUGUGGGAAGAGAUUCAGCUAUUGCAGCAAUCGCAAUAGACAUGCGAAACACCAUGCAGACCAGAAAAACUAUAAAUGUGAAAUAUGUUCUAAGACCUUUCGUUGGGAGAGCAGUCUUGAGUUGCAUUUGAGAACCCAUAUGCGUGACAAGAGAUUUCAGUGUGAAAUUUGCGAAAAAUACUUCACUGGAAGCCUGAAACGUCAUAUGGUCAUUCACAAUUCAGAAAGAAAUUAUAAAUGUCCAUUGUGCGAUAAAACAUUUAAGAGAUCUUAUGAUGUGCAAAUUCAUUCAACCGUUCACACUGGCAUAAGAAAUUUUGAAUGCAAGAAAUGUGGUAAGAAAUUCAGUCAUGCAAGUGGACUUAACAGACACAUGGUGACUCACACGACUGAAAAAAAAUUUAAAUGUAUAGUUUGUGCAAAAACAUUUAAGCAACCAGCAGAUGUGGAAUAUCAUAUGAAAAUCCACACUGUUGUAUCAUAAAACCUGCAUUCAGCCGCCAGAGUUCUUCCGAGAGAUGGAGAGAAGCUGUGAAUCACCAUGUAAUUAAGCUAGCUUAUCAUACUUCCUCUCCUGCAAUAAAUCUGAAAAUGCCAUAUUAGUGAAUUGUAUUUUUCUUUUACCUAAAAUCGAUGCAGUUGCACAAACAAUUUUGAAUAGAUCAUCGAAUACUAAACAGACCUAAAGUGGGCUAACAGAACUGUAUUUGUUCAUGUGUAUGCAUGCAUUUUUAUAGUGCCGACCUGAACGAUAAUGCUGGUUGAACUUGUAAAUAGCUUAAUUUGAACUGCAGGAGUGUAUUAACACUAGUUAUUAUUAACACUAGGGAUGGGCAAUUCAGAAAAAUUCACAAUAUUAGUGUCAGUAGUGUGCUUCAAUCAAA
Molecule: messenger RNA, 1416 nt
Organism: Styela clava
Lineage: Eukaryota; Metazoa; Chordata; Ascidiacea; Stolidobranchia; Styelidae
Source: RefSeq, a predicted model, not a curated record